Molecule: messenger RNA, 1520 nt
Organism: Mytilus californianus (California mussel)
Lineage: Eukaryota; Metazoa; Mollusca; Bivalvia; Mytilida; Mytilidae
Product: C-C chemokine receptor type 3-like
Exons: 1
Coding region: 296-1381 (361 amino acids)
Biological process (GO): G protein-coupled receptor signaling pathway
Cellular component (GO): plasma membrane
Molecular function (GO): G protein-coupled receptor activity
Source: RefSeq, a predicted model, not a curated record
CAAGGAAUUAAUCACUUACAAAAAGAAGCAAAUUGAAUAUCAACAGAUUUUUUAGCAAGGAUUCGUAUUUCAAUUUAGUUUUGAUUAUCUAAGGAGGAAGUAUAAAGAUUUUGACACGUAUAGAGGUGAAAAUUAUUAUGUAUAAAAAGAAAGGAAUAUCAGUGACGAACAAUGUACAGAAUAUUACCUUGCAUAGAUACACCCUAGUAAACCUGCUAUAUGUUUUGUUAUAAGAAAAGCGUUAGAUGAUUAAUUUUUGUUAGAAACCCGUUCUGUUGGUAGAGAAAAACAUUUAAUGGUUGUCGGUCUUCAAACAGGUGGAAGCAGUACUAUAGAUACAAAUGAUUCAUACACAAAUUGUUCAUUCACAUCGUCAAAUUAUGUAACUGUAACUAAUUUUAAUAAUUCUGACAACAUUAACAUUACCGAUUUGCCUUUUGAAACAAAUGCAAUACCUUUAGAGGAAAUUACAAAAUGGAUUUGGAGAAUAAUAUCACCAAUAAUAUUUAUUGUCGGAGUUUUUGGAAACAUAGGAAUUAUUAUUGUUUUGUGUCGGUUGAAAAAAUGGAAAGAGAUAACCUACAACUUCCUUUUUAUUCUUUCUGUUUCGGACACUACCGUACUUAUAACUGGAUUAAUGAGACGAUGGAUUCUAGCAACGUUUGACUUUGACAUUCGGAUCAUUUCUGACUUCAGUUGUAAACUGAAUGUCUUUAUGAUAUAUUUUUCAAUGCAUAUUUCGUCGUGGAUACUUGUUUCCAUAACUGUUGAGAGGUUUGUAAAAUCUUGGUUUCCGUUGCAGUAUUAUUCAGCAAAAUUUUCAUCCCUACUUAAAAUAAUUCUUAUGGUACCAAUAGUGAUGAGCUUCGUAAUGGAUGGUCCUCUUUUUAUUACAAACGGUUUGGUGAAGAUACAGAAUGAAUAUGUAUGCAAUAACACAUCAUCUGAAUCUUACAAUUAUGAAGAAAAAUAUUAUGUUGUCAUUGAUCUUGUAUGGUUGUCUUUACUUCCAUUUGUGCUGAUGUUUAUUAUGAAUAUCUUUAUUGGAGAAACAUUACGGAGCUCUGGACGAUUGCGCGAAUCAUGUGUACGGGAUAAAGACUAUAAAAAGCGCAACAAAAGAAGUAGUAAAAGUCUUACUCGGAUGUUAUUCUUCACUAGUAUAUAUUUUCUAAUAACUACACUUCCAAUAUCAAUUUUCUUUGUAGUUGAUUCGUUUACCACAUCAAAAACUACAUUAAAAUCAGCAAAACUUGGGCUUUCAGAAGCAAUUCUGUAUUUGUUUCAAUUUUCUAAUUAUGGAAUUAACUUUUACAUCUACGUCAACGUCAAUGCAACGUUUAAAAAGAAUCUACCAGCAAUUUGCAAUAGAAAUAUGUAAGCAUAUGUUGCAGAUAAAAAAAGAUUUCGUCUUUUAACGACGAUCUUAAUAUUUUAGGUUAAACUGAAGAAUUAGCAUUGAUUAUAAAUUACAAAGUUAUAUUUAAUGUUAAGAAAAUAAAGUGUAAAACAAAACCUUU